GAAAGUGAACGUUUGAAGUCGCCAUGUCACAGCAGGAGAAAAAGCCAGAGCCUGGAGACCUUAUUGAAAUCUUCCGAGGCACAUAUCAGCACUGGGCUGUUUAUGUUGGUGAAGGUUAUGUGAUUCACCUGGCACCUCCCUCUGAACACGCUCAAACUGGAGCCUACAGUAUGAUGUCAGUAUUAAAUGAUAAAGCCAAAGUGAAGAAAGAAGAGCUUAAUAAAGUAGUUGGCAAUGAUAAUUAUCAUGUCAACAACCUUCUAGAUGGGAAAUAUAAUCAACGUCCUGUUGAAGAUAUUCUACGGGAUGCACACAGUUUUGUGGGAAAAGAACUUCCAUAUUGUGUCUUUAGUGGGAACUGUGAGCACUUUGUUACAGAGCUGAGAUACGGAAAAGCAGAGUCCCGACAGGUACGAGUCGGAGUGACGGCUGCAGUUGUAGGUGCUGGUGUAGUGGCUGGCAUUGGAAUCGGUGCUUAUGUCAUUUCGAAAUUUGCUGGUUCAAAAAAAGACAAGCAGACACAAUGAAUAUAAUGAAAUAAAAACUGGUACUGGGUUAUUUAAAGCC
This is a messenger RNA of Carassius auratus (goldfish), 567 nucleotides long. RefSeq names its product HRAS-like suppressor 3. Lineage: Eukaryota; Metazoa; Chordata; Actinopteri; Cypriniformes; Cyprinidae. The transcript is spliced from 4 exons. Gene Ontology annotation, cellular component: cytoplasm. Bases 24 to 527 code for a protein of 167 amino acids. Gene Ontology annotation, molecular function: glycerophospholipid phospholipase A1 activity; A2-type glycerophospholipase activity. The record is from RefSeq and is a predicted model, not a curated record. Gene Ontology annotation, biological process: N-acylphosphatidylethanolamine metabolic process.